CCUUAUCGGGACUCCCUGGCCCACAUCCUGUGUCCAUAUUUGGGCAUUUACGUCACAGCGCCCGGGCCGGGGACUCCAGAAAUGGAAGCGGCCCCGGGAGGCGGAAGAUCCGCGCCAGCCCAGCAGCCAGUAUAUAAGUGGGGGCUGCGGGCUGGGGGAGCCGCGCUGCACCUCACUAAACGCAAGGAGCCGGAGCCCGGACCCCUAGCAGCCGCUCCAGGGGGGGAUCCCCAGAGCCCCCAAGCCCCACCACCUACCACGUCUCGAUUCCCCAAAGCGCAAGGCUGGGAGGCAGACUCCCUCCGGCUGCAGAGUAACUGGGGGGAGCCCGGAUCGUCAGUCCUCUACCUCCCAGAAGCGGGGUCCCUAGGGCCCCUGUUGAGCGCUUCCCCAUCCUUGAAGCCGGGGCCCCCAUUCCGCCAUGCUGAACAUGAGCGAAUUCUGCCCAGAGGCGCUUUUGGCCAAGUACCCCGAGGGAUGCGUUGAGACCAGCCAGGAGACUUUGCGACAGGGAAGAGACCCCUCCCUCGCUGCCUUCCCGGGAGGUGACUUCCUGAGCUCCACGCUGAGCGGCGCCUGUGACACGUCCGAUUAUUUCUUCCUAGAGGGUCCCUCUCCCUCCCCCCAACCCGGCCUCAGUUACACCGGCAGCUUCUUCAUCCAGGCCAUCCCUGAGCACCCCCACGAUCAGGAGGCUCUGUUCAACCUCAUGUCGGGGAUCCUCGGCCUGGCUCCUUUCCCCGGGCCAGACGGCGCGGUCCCUCGGGGCCCGCUGGACGCCCUGUACGCCGCUAGCCCGGACACUUCCCUGGCUGGGCCCCUGGAUCUCUUCCCGACCGAGCUGGGCCCCGCCACCCCGUUUCCGGAGACGCCGUGGGACACCUCGCCGCCUGCGGGCACCUCCCCGCAGUGCCUGUACGAGCCCCAGCCGUCCCCGCCCGACGUCAAGCCGGGUCUCCGAGCCCCUCCGGUCUCGCCCGCCCUGGACGCCGCCCCGGCCUUCAAAGCCCCCUACGGGCCUUGGGACCUCUUGUCCGCCCCGAGCUAUCUGCCCCAGGGCGGGUACCAGCCCAGCCCCGAGGCUGGCUUCCCCCCGCUGGGCUCCAAGAUCGAGGAUCUGCUGCAAAUCAGCUGCCCGGCGGACCUGCCCGGCCCGGCCAACAGAAUCUACGGCGGCACCUACGAUGCCUUCUCCCUGUCCGGCUCCAGUCAGCUGCCCUCGGGCGACUUCGGGGAAGGGGGCGAGGGCCUCCAGUCCGGGCUCAGCCUGAGCCCCUCCGGGGAGGGCGGCGGCGGCGGCGGCGGGGACCUCCUAGCCCGGGCGCAGUCUUCCCCACUCAGCCUCACCCUCCCGGGCCCCGCCUCAGACUUCUCGGCAGCGCCUCCGACUGCAAACGAUUUCCCCGGGGCUUCGCAACUCCCACCCCCGACGGCGGCCCAGCCGCAGCCACAGCCGCCGCCGCAGCCGGCCCAGGCCGAGCCCAGGCGGAAGGGGCGGCGGGGCGGCAAGUGCAGCCCCCGCUGUUUUUGUCCUCGGCCCCACGCCAAGGCCUUCGCGUGCCCCGUGGAGAGCUGCGUCCGCAGCUUCGCCCGCUCGGACGAGCUGAACCGCCACCUGCGCAUCCACACCGGCCACAAGCCCUUCCAGUGCCGGAUCUGCCUGCGCAACUUCAGCCGCAGUGACCACCUCACCACGCACGUGCGCACCCACACCGGGGAGAAGCCCUUCGCCUGCGACGUGUGUGGCCGUCGCUUCGCGCGCAGCGACGAGAAGAAGCGUCACGGCAAGGUGCACCUGAAGCAGAAGGCCCGGGCGGAGGAGAGACUCAAGGGGCUGGGCUUCUACGCCCUGGGCCUUUCCUUCGCAGCCCUCUAGGCUCGGCUCGGGCCGCCCUGCAGCUCCUGGAUGACCGCGGAGCUCCGCACUCCGAACGGAGACAGCCUGAUGUCAAGGGGUCACAUCCGCGACUAGCUUCGUCCUCGCCCCCCACUUUGAGCUGGGGACCAGAACCCCAAGGGUCCUCCAAUCCCGUCCCUCUAAUGGGUCCCACCGCCUCCUCUCCCCUCCCCCUCUCCUCUCCGGACCAACGCCAGGAGGCCAUCCGAAUUUUGUUGGUUGAGGCCGGAGAGUUCAGCACCAGGCGGGAGGACAGCUCCUCGAGCUCCCUUCCCCGGGAGCCCGGGCUCUCCGGCCAGGCACUUUCUUUACACAGACUCAGGACACGGACGAUUGUCUUUUCUACUCCGGGCCCCACAAUCCUUUACACCCCACCCACCCAGAUGCGGGGAGCUGGCGGAGGGAGAACCUUCGAGCCUCCACUGGACGGCGUAGGGAGGGCGUUUCUUUGUACAGACCUGUCUGAGCCACCAUCGGGUACGGCGUUCGGUUUUCUGGCUAUUAUUUAUUUAUCGAUUUUGUAAAGCAGAUGCUGCUCUCAGGCAGGUGAUAAAGCUGUGUUUAUUUUUGCAAUUAAAGCGUUUGUGCAAAAAAAAAAAAUCGUCCAGUUGUUGCUUCUUUCAAUGAGCUGCAACUUGGCUCCUCCCCUACUAUUCAGUCCUAAGAAACCCCGGGUCCAUCUCUGCCCACUAAAGGGGAAACUGUGGUCGGAUAGGGAUUGUACCGAGAGCUCCUUCCCUCAAGGACUCGGAGAGCUCCCACCGGCAGUCCGGGGAUUGCCGGUGGGAGCAGAAUUGUAAUAAAAUGUACCUGCUCUUAUGUAACUUAUCACGGACCAACCUCUUGAGGAACGGGUCGAGCGCUCUGCGAAUUGGAUCCCACAUAUCCACCCCUUUACACAUAUCAGAAUGGCAUAGAACAAUACGGCCUAGAGGCUAGACUGCUGGCUUGGGAGGCAGGACUUAUGUUCAAAUCUUCCCCAGGGACUAUGCAAGUCACUUAAUUUCUCUGAACCUCGGUUUCCCUAUAAGCAAAAUGAGAAUAGUAACAGCAUCUACUCAGAAUUGGUGUGAAGAUUAAAUGAGCUCUUAGGUUGUACAUGGAGCAAAAGAAUUUGCAACCUUUAACAUGAACUAGAAGUUGUCAGCCAUUAUUAUUGUUACAUAAUCCUACAUCCAGUCAGAGUGGUAGAAGAAAGGAGAUUUUCUUUUUUUUUUUUUUACUUUAGGAGAGAUUGGAGCAACAUGACAUCAUAGGGUGGAGUUAGUCUGGGAAGGUUUCCAAAAGGAGGUGAGCGCUGGAGUUGAGUUUGGAAGGAAUCCAAAAAACAAGAUUUGGCAGCAGAGAAACAAGGAAAGCUGGUUUUCAAAGCCUUGCCAGGGCAGCUGGACACAAUGAUGACAACAUACCCUAAAUGUAGUCUCUGCCACAGCCUUACUGGGUAUGUCCACAAAUCAGGGGUCCUUGAAAUGAUAUAAACGAAACCCCUCAAUUUGUGGGUAAUAAAAUGCACAUGUCUCUAUUGCGGAUAAUAAUGGUGACGAUAAUAAGAGCUCCUUUAUACGGCACUUGACCAUUUACAAAGUUCUUUCCCAAAUUGCAGGGCAUAUUUAUAUCAUUAACCCCAUUUUGCAGAUUUAGAAGCCUGGGGUAUAGCAUAUAUAUGACAUAUUUAAUACAUACAUAUAUAAAUACUCUAUAAUAUAUACACAAAACAUAAAAAACAGUUCCUUUUUCUAGUUGCUUAUCAUUAAGACGAUUCCAAGUGAAUUUCCUAUUUAAUAUUUGGUUCCGUAUUCCUGAAAUCU
This is a messenger RNA of Sarcophilus harrisii (Tasmanian devil), 3705 nucleotides long. It is a transcript of the gene EGR4, whose product is annotated as early growth response 4. Gene Ontology annotation, molecular function: RNA polymerase II cis-regulatory region sequence-specific DNA binding; DNA-binding transcription factor activity, RNA polymerase II-specific. Gene Ontology annotation, biological process: regulation of transcription by RNA polymerase II. The transcript has 2 exons. The record is from RefSeq and is a predicted model, not a curated record. NCBI's taxonomy places the organism in Eukaryota, Metazoa, Chordata, Mammalia, Dasyuromorphia, Dasyuridae. Bases 422 to 1876 code for a protein of 484 amino acids.